AGACCAUAGAGAUGCGAGACUCGAGAGUGUGACUUGAGCGACUCGUGCAGCGGGAUCAGAUGAUAUGGGAAGUUAUCGCAUUUCCUUGAAACAUUUUUGACGUCAAAUGUGGCACCGUUGCCAGCUCUUGUUUAAUGUGCGACGUGUCUUUUUGACCUUCAACACUCCAACUUUCACGAAUACAAUACUACAGCGUUUAUCAAGCAUGGGCCCUGUGCGAAAGCCGGCAGUGCUGGUCACACGGCAGGAUGUAGCUAAGGAAGCUCUGGACCUUCUUCUUGAUAAGUGCGAUGUCGAUAUUUGGAAUGAAGACGAGCCGAUUCCCAGACCAGUUCUUCUGCGAAAGAUUGUUGGCAAAGACGCUCUCUUUUGCUUGGUUACGGAGAAGGUAGACUCUGAAUUGUUGGAUGCUGCUGGCCCCUCCUUGAAGGCAGUUGGCACAAUGUCGGUUGGUUAUGACCACGUCAACGUUGCUGAGUGCACUAAAAGGCGAAUCGCAGUCGGUAAUACGCCUCAUGUGUUAACUGACGCGACAGCGGAGCUAGGAAUUGGUCUUUUGCUAGCGACUGCUCGGCGACUGUUCGAAGCUCAUCAGGCAAUAGGCAGUGGAGAGUGGGCCAAGGCUGCAAUGAACCCAACGUGGAUGUGUGGCUCUGAAAUCAGAGGUUCAACUGUUGGAAUAGUUGGCAUGGGCAGCAUAGGGUUUGGAAUCCUUGAAAGGCUAAAGGCAUUUAAGGUGUCACGGUUCCUAUACAAUUCAAGGUCGCACAAGCCAGCAGCUGAGGCAAUGGGUGCUCAUUUCACAACAUUGGAGGAAUUGCUGAGACAGUCUGACUAUGUGGUAGUCUCUUGUGCCCUCACACCUGAAACAAAAGGAAUGUUCAAUAAACAGGCCUUCAGCAUGAUGAAGAGUACAGCAUCAUUUAUCAACAUUAGCAGGGGCCAGGUUGUAGACCAAGAGGCACUUUAUGAAGCCCUGACUUCUGGAAAAAUCCGGUCUGCUGGCUUGGAUGUCAUGACACCAGAGCCACUUCCGAGAGAUCAUCCACUGUUAAAGUUACCAAAUUGCGUGCUCUUGCCCCACAUCGGUAGUGCAGCGACUUGCACCAGAACUGCAAUGGCCGUGCUAACUGCACAGAACAUAUUGGCUGCUCUUGGUGGCAUACAAAUGCCUGCUUCAGUGAACUAGGGUAUCAGGAGCUCAUUAACAUGAGUGUAUUCCUGUACCUUUUUAAAAGAAAAAAAAUAAACAACCACAGAUACAUUUAGCCAAAGGCACCUGAAAUGUUAUAGCAUUAUUGAGGUUUUUAUCAUUUGUUGUUUCAAGGAGCUCGGAACAAAGAAAGCAGAAACACAGAUGUGUUGGUGCUUGCAACUUUGUGUUUGUAUUACCGGGAAGGACAAACACGAGGGUAGUUUGUAUGCAGCAGUGAGGAACAUCAAAGAUGCAGAACUAGGGGUAGUCGAAACGUGCAUUUCUCGGCUCAGUGUAACAAAAAGUCUAGUACAACUUGCGAUUCUCUCGCAGAUUUUGAUCACAUGUUGUCAGACCUUUAAGUUAAAUUUUUCAUUCUUUUUUAGUGCAUCGUCUAUAUAAGGGUAAAAUUUAUUUUUAAAAAGGACAAAAGAGAGUCCCCAACCUAUUUCUCCUCCUGAUUUUUCCCACCUGGUAUAUUAAUCAGUUAUGGGUAUGAUAAAAACCAAAAUAUCGGCCACUGUGAAUAAAUAUCUUGAAAAACA
This is a messenger RNA of Dermacentor silvarum, 1740 nucleotides long. Its product is annotated as glyoxylate reductase/hydroxypyruvate reductase-like. The coding region runs from base 107 to 1189 and encodes 360 amino acids. The record is from RefSeq and is a predicted model, not a curated record. Gene Ontology annotation, molecular function: hydroxypyruvate reductase [NAD(P)H] activity; NAD binding; glyoxylate reductase (NADPH) activity. NCBI's taxonomy places the organism in Eukaryota, Metazoa, Arthropoda, Arachnida, Ixodida, Ixodidae. Gene Ontology annotation, cellular component: cytosol. The transcript is spliced from 9 exons.